AUGGCAGUCACUUCGCUAAGGUAUGUGCCGAACAAUGAUGUCGAAGUAGAGUUCAACAAACAAGGGUUUAUUAUCUACAACGGCAGCAUUGCUGACUUCCAUGAAUGGGAAUUUUGGUUGCAGGCACUUUACCAGGCGACCAAGCAAGAUGAAAGAUCAGACCUCGGUAGUAAAGUCUUGGAAAGUCUGCGUGGAUAUGCUUUUCUCAUCGCAGAGGAACUUGGAAUGAGUGUGCUGAAACAAUCUGAUGCCGCAGUACAACUCAUCGAAGCUGUGCGAAACCAUGCAUUCCCGAUAAAAGAACUUGAAGCAAAGGAACUGUACAGGAUGGGAACCUCUUCCUCAGGAAUACUCUCUCGCCAGGCAGGUGAGAUGAUGACGAGCUACAUGUCGCGUCGCCACCGCUGGUGGAAGAAAUUGCAAGGCCUCGAUGAAUCGAUCCCGGUGUCAGAGACGAUCAGAGCAAAUUACUUCUCCAAGGAGCUAAUCAUUUCUAAUCUAGACAGGAAGGAGAAGUUCAUGAUUCUGACAGCUGUGAACGACAAACCGACUAUCGAGAACGUCGAAAGCACUCUUGGCAGACAGCACAACAAGAUCCACGUGUAUGAAAAGAAGACAAAGAAAGAAAAUGGAUUCAAACAAACUAGCAAACCAUUCUACAAGAAACCAUUCGCAAGCGGGAAAUCAAAAGCCUACCUCGCAGGCGAAGACUUCAUAGAGGUCGACCCUGAUGAGGGCGACGAUCUGUCAAACAAGAAUGCCGACGAUGGUGACGUCGCAUGCUUAGCUGCAGACAUCGGUGAAGCAGAAGACGUGGAGUUAGUCGAAUUGGACGUUGUUGCCGCAUUCCUUGGAAGCGAUACUUUCGAUGACAUUGGCGACUCACAGUCGCAUUCCUCGCUGAAUGCCACCAACACCGCCAGGAGUCAGUGUAGCAACCAAGAAGAUCCGAGGCAAAUGUCUCACAAUUGUCACACCGAAAACUUCGAAAUCAGCGACCCCAGCACCAGAGAGUGCAAGGCAGUACACAAGUUGCUGAAGAAACUGACCAAAGGUUCGUAUGAUCUCAGCCUCAAGGAUGACAUUCACAUGAACACAUUCCGAGACAGCCUGAGACGGAACUUCAAAUUGUUGGGAGACACCGCGACCACAACACGUUUGUAUGUGACUGCAGAAGCAUCGGAGAUCCAGCCCGAGAUCCGAACUCAGAAAGCACAUUGGUACUUUACCGGCAAACCCACCCAAUAUGACCAAGCAGAUUUCAAAAGUUCUUUGCAGAGCUGUACUGCCACACUUUCAACAUGCGGAGACGCGAACGAAACGAGCACGUCUGCCUCAUACUCUUUUGCAGAUCAGGCCGACAUCGUUCCGUUGCGGUCUCAUAUUGGAGAAACUGAGCAAGCCAAAGCAAGCUUGGACACCAUCCGUCACACUCUGGAGCAGCAGUGGUCCACUCAUGAGGACGACUGCUCGCUUGUAUCUCUGGAAGAAUCGGCAAUAAGGAGCGAGAGGAAAGGCAUGAAGACAGAGGAAGCUGAAGCAGCAUCAUCAGCGUCCGCACCUUCACAGCCAGUACCGGUGAAAGCAAUGCCACAUCCGCAAGCUGAACCUGUGGAACUACCCAAGGAUGACCGACCAGCAAUGUCGAAGCCACCUUCGACUCCACCACCGCUGAGAAAGAUCAAGUCAGAGACCAACAAGCAACCUGAAAAGCUUACAACGCCCAGAGGACGCCUUCGUGAUGUCCAGGAUUCCGAACAGGAACCUGGAAUUGAUGCCAACAAACCUCCACUCAAUUUUGGACGUCGUCGCGGAGAUCCGAGACGAGGGGUGCUAGACGUUGGCAGGCCGAAGGUCCGAAUCAAGACCAAGAUCCGAAUCAAGACCAAGAAGGAACUUGGAGCAGACCAAGUUGACUACAAAGAACCACCUCAACCACCAAAGAAGAAGUCAAAGGAAUUGAAGCAGGAGCGAAGUGAUGAUGAUCAGGAGAUGACUGGGGCACCAGCAUCACACCGCGGAAGUGUCAAACUCACUGGAAAAGCGGAGAUCGACAACGCCGUGAAAUCCAGGAGGGAAUUUCGCGAAGCCGGCAAGCCAAUGCCAGGCAGCUUAGAUUCUGAAAGACACCACGGUGAUGCAGACCACCCAGGUGCACGUCAAGACUUGACGGACAUGCACUGUGACCCAAGUGAACCUGACAAACUGCCUGCUGAAUUCCUGGACCAAGUCUUCGAUGGCCAGAGAAAGCGGAAGAAUUUCAUCGUAUGGUUGCAAAGUCCAUAUGGAGGACCUAGCAGACCUAGCAUUCGUGUCAAUGCGAAGUACGCACCAAAGAACACCUAUGUUCCAGUCCCGGACAAUCUCAUGUGGAAUCGCAAAACCACCAUGAUCCAAUGGGAAGAAAAUGGUACUUGGGAAUGUAUCGAGUACCGGACCAAGAUGCACAACUGGAAGGAAUUAUCGUACGAUUGCCACCGCAGUUUGACUUUCUCGUUACCACCCAAGUGGGACGAACAGUUAAAGACGGCAAAUGUUGAAUGCGCGAACAACAUGCCGGAACUAUCUGCCAACAACCCGGUCAUGACAAAAGCCGACCGAGGUAUCCUGAAUUCCAGGAACCGCAACCUCACGACCAGGGAUAGACUUCAUGGAAAGCCUUGA
This is a messenger RNA of Cladocopium goreaui, 2664 nucleotides long. The record is from the annotation of a GenBank genome assembly. Lineage: Eukaryota; Dinophyceae; Suessiales; Symbiodiniaceae.